This is a messenger RNA of Populus nigra (black poplar), 2510 nucleotides long. Its product is annotated as cysteine-rich receptor-like protein kinase 10. The transcript has 7 exons. Gene Ontology annotation, biological process: protein phosphorylation. Bases 308 to 2074 code for a protein of 588 amino acids. NCBI's taxonomy places the organism in Eukaryota, Viridiplantae, Streptophyta, Magnoliopsida, Malpighiales, Salicaceae. The record is from RefSeq and is a predicted model, not a curated record. Gene Ontology annotation, molecular function: protein kinase activity; ATP binding.
AGGCCAUUACUUUUCCAUUCCUGCAUUUGCUAUCCUAUUUCAAAUAGAAGACUAACAGAACUUGAUUUGUGAGAGAUUGACAAUACCCUCAUUUUUAAGGCAACGAAAAACACUUUCGCUUUGGCCAUCUGGUUUUCCUAUUAUACUACAACUACUUUAGAUCUUCAGGGAAUUCAUGCUUCACAUUUUCCUUUAAACCUCCUAAAUGUUGCCAAGUUCAGCUAGUAUUUCAUUCUUUCAGCUAUAAAGAAACCUUUACUCAUUAAUCCUCAACCUCUUUCACAUUUAUUGCAUACUUGAGUACAGGAUGGCCUAUUCUAUUUGGCUUUCGGUUUUCUAUACGGUUAUCUUGUACAUUCCUUUAAUCGCAGCCCAACAAUUUGAAUAUCGAUACCAUAUAUGUACGAGUAAUUAUACUUAUACUACGAAUAGUUCUUUCCCAUUAAACCUCAAUGUCACUCUCUCUUCUCUCUACGAAAAUGCCUCUCGUAGCGAUGAUUUUGGCAGCAUCAGUGUCGGUCAGAAUUCUGAUAGAGUGUAUGCGCUCUUCCUGUGCAGAGGAGAUAACUCCCCUGAGUUAUGUCAGGGUUGCAUCAAGACCACCAGUGAAGCUAUCAUGAUUCGCUGCCCGAAUUACAAAGAAGCAAUUAUUUGGUAUGAUAGGUGCAUGUUACGUUACUCCAACCGUUCUAUAUUCUCUGUUAAAGAGGAAUCGCCGAGAGCAUGGCUGUGGAAUGUGAAUGAUAUUGGAGAUGCUACGGAUCGAAAUCAAUUUAAUGCCAAUUUGGGAGGCUUGAUGAACCAGCUUAUUACUCGCGCUGCGUCUUCUAGUAAUUUGUUUGCAAUGGGAGACACAAAUGGAACAGCAUUUACCAGAAUAUAUGGAAUGGUACAAUGCACUCCCGAUAUAUCUCCAUCUCAAUGCAGAAUAUGCUUAUCUGGUUGCGUGAGCUUUAUUCCUACGUGCUGCAAUGGAAAGCAAGGUGGUAAUGUUCUCACACCAAGUUGCAGUAUGAGGUUUGAAACUUACCCUUUCUACACUGCUCCGCCAUCCCCACCCCCUCCUGCAAGUUCCCCAUCUCCGCCAACACCACCAGCAACCUCUUUAAAUCCCAGUGGAGAAAGGAAGGCUUCAUCACGGACAAUUGUAUACAUUUCAGUUCCCACUAGUGCCUUUGUGGUGCUAUUGUUCUCCUUAUACUACUGUUAUGUGCACAAGAAAGCAAGGAAGGAAUACAACGCUAUUCAAGAGGGAAAUGUUGGGGAUGAAAUCACUUCGGUCCAAUCAUUACAAUUUCAAUUGGGAACCAUUGAAGCUGCUACAAAUAAUUUUGCUGAAGAGAACAAGAUCGGUAAGGGUGGAUUUGGCGAUGUCUACAGGGGAACACUUCCUAAUGGACAGCACAUAGCUGUGAAGAGGCUAUCAAAAUAUUCUGGACAAGGUGCCGCAGAAUUUAAGAAUGAGGUUGUAUUGGUAGCCAAGCUUCAACACAGGAAUCUAGUCAGGCUGUUGGGCUAUUGCCUGCAAGGGGAAGAGAAGAUAUUAAUCUAUGAAUUUGUUCCAAACAAGAGCCUCGACUACUUCCUAUUUGAUCCUGCAAAACAAGGACUGUUGAAUUGGUCAAGUCGUUACAAAAUCAUAGGGGGGAUUGCUCGAGGUCUUCUUUAUCUUCAUGAAGAUUCCCGUCUCCGAAUCAUCCACCGUGAUCUUAAAGCAAGCAAUGUUUUGUUGGAUGGGGAAAUGAACCCCAAGAUUGCAGAUUUUGGUAUGGCCAAGAUUUUUGGAGGGGAUCAAAGUCAAGGAAAUACCAGCAAAAUCGCUGGAACAUAUGGUUACAUGCCUCCAGAGUACGCAAUGCACGGACAGUUCUCCGUUAAGUCGGACGUGUAUAGUUUCGGUGUCUUGAUACUCGAGAUUAUUAGUGGCAAAAAGAACAGCAGUUUCUAUCAAUCAGACAAUGGCCUGGACCUUGUGAGCUAUCUACUGAUUGUUGCAGGCAUGGAAACAAUGGAAAAAUGGGGCAGUACUGGAACUAAUGGAUUCAAGCUUCGGAGAUUCUUUCUCCAGAAAUGAGAUCACUAGAUGCGUCCAUAUUGGCUUAUUGUGUGUUCAAGAAGAUCCAAACGAUAGACCCACGUUGUCAACAAUAGUUCUCAUGCUCACUAGUUUCUCUGUAACGCUACCAUUGCCUCGAGAGCCGGCAUACUUUGGGCAAAGCAGGACCGUCCCGACGUUUCCAACAACAGAGCUGGAGGCUGACCGAUCUACUUCCAAGUCGAAGCCUUUGUCCGUGAAUGAUAUGUCUAUCACAGAACUAUAUCCUCGUUAAUGCAAAGAAAAUAAUCUUCAAAACAUGCAUGCAUGUCAGUUUAUAAAGAGAGUUGGAGAUGAAAAUUUAUGAAUGCUGUAAGGUCUUAAAAAUCAAGCAAUUAUUUUCUUAUGAUCCUCCAGGUUCAUUAUGAUAUAUUCUAUUGCCAAAACAAUUCAAUGAAGACUGCUUGUUCUAGCA